AAAGCACGCAGAGAGAAGGAGAAGAAAGAAGAGAUGAAGGCUCGAAAAAAAAGACAAGCAGACCCAUAUGCUGAGGAAAGCAGUGAUGGUGAGGAAGAUGAAGCACCAGCCUCAGGACCUGAGAAGGAACCAAAAAAUGAGUCAAAAGCCUGUGGCCAUGCUAACCGGGCUGUUAACUUCAGCUUGGUGAGGAAGGCAUUAAAACAGGGACAGCCCAUUGGGGACUGCACCCAGUGUCGCAAGGGUCACUGCUCUGAUCUGAAAGACGAAGCUGAGAAUGAUACUGAGAAAACCUAUGUUCCUGUGAUCUGGCUGUGCUUGUUCUGUGGCCACCAAGGCUGUGACCGCAACACCCGAGAACAGCAUUCUUUUCUUCACUACCGCACUCCGCGUUCAGAUCCUCAUUGUCUUAUCCUAAAUACUCAGGCAUGGAAUGUGUGGUGUUAUGAUUGUGACUCAGAGGUACACCAGACUAGUUCCAAGAAACUUCACGAAAUUGUAGAAUAUAUUAAACGACAAAAAGACAUGGCACCACACCGGGCAGUUAUGUCACAACCUGUCUCAAAUAAACCUUCAUAUAUCUCUGGGAGUGAAUCUGGGACAGUGACUGUGACCAAAGGAACUGUUUCUUCUUUUGAUGACAACUCAAAAGCCGCUAAAAAUCAACGAAAUGCUCAAGCGAGUGUUCUUGCAUCUCUGCCUAAAGUGAAGGGUCUUAGCAAUCUAGGCAACACCUGUUUCUUCAACUCAGUGAUGCAGUGCUUGGCACAGACACACUUCCUGACACAGCUUCUAGAUGUACAAUGCCAGAGUGGUCAAAGAGUGUACUUACCUGGACAGGCAAAGUCAUCUCUUGAUGAUCCUAAAAAGUCACAAAUCACAGAGAAUGGCAGAAUUCAGCAGAAGAAAAAAGAGAAAAUAACCAUGAAUGAAAAUGAAGAGGAUGUGGAACUGAAACCCCUUGACUUGAUUCUUCCUGAGGGGGGAGGGCUGACUUUGGCAACUGCAGCUUUCCUGAAAGAUAUGCAUUCUGUUGGCAAGAAUGGUGUUCUAAAUCCAGGACACCUGUUUGGUCAGAUAUGCAAGAAAAGCACACAGUUCCAAGGAUACGAACAGCAAGAUGCCCACGAACUCCUCCGCUGCCUCCUGGAUGCCAUACGUAAUGAGGAAAUCCUGAGAGCAAAGAGAGCCAUUCUCAAAGCCUUUGCUCUCUCAGAGAAGACUGACCCCAACACAGUGAGUCCACGGCUCAAGACGAUGAUCAAGGGCUAUGGCAAGCAGGCAACUCACACCUUGGUCGACCACAUCUUCGGAGGACAUCUCAUCAGCACAGUCUUUUGUGAAGAAUGUCACUGGUCAUCUCAAGUGUUUGAGCCAUUCAUGGAUCUUUCUCUCCCCAUUAAUGAAGAAAAGGGUAAACCAAAGAAGACGUCACCUUCGGAUGAUGAAAGCUUACUGGAUUGCUUUGGGAGACAGUCCAGCAACAACAAUGUUUCUAAGCACCAGCAGAAGAAGAAGAAGAAAGAAGAGAAAAAGGCCCGUAAGACAAAGGGACGCGCCAAAGGAGGGGGCCUUGCACCAGCUUGCAUUCGUGCAAACACUGAAGACCAGGAGGAAGAACAAAGCAAAAAGACUGUACAAAGUGAGAAGAUGAAGAGGCGAAUGACUGAGAAACGACGUCCAGAAGACCUCGAGGAAAUCACAAAAGUGGAGGAAGAGCAGAAGGCCAAGGCAGGGAAGACAACUGGUGUUUUGAGAGGGGAAAGUUUCAAGUUCAGACAGCUGAUGGAAGCAAGAAGAAUUAAUAGACAGGAGAAGGACAGCGACGAGGAGGAGAGUGAUGAAGACUCAGAGUAUGAUCAGGAAGAUGAUGAGGAAGAGGAAGCGACAGGGAACAAAAAUAAUACAGCAGAAGGUAGUGCGGAAGGUAACACAAAGAGAGACACUGAGGAGACUAAGGAAAAGACAGAUAAGUGCAAAGAUGAUAAGGGAUUAUCCAAAGCUGCUGAUGAAGAAGAAAGCGAAGAGGAAGAUGAUGAUGAGGAUGAUGAUGAUGACGAUGAUGAAUCAGAAGAGACAGACAAUGAGGUCAAGGAUAAUGAAAGUGACGUUGCCAGUUCCAAGAAAAAGUCUUCCACAGAGAUUAGUGAUGCAGAUAUUGAAGACAACACAGAUUCUGAACGGGUUAGACACAAGUACCAUAAUACUCGGCAACCUUCCAUUGUGGUUGAGCAGUCAGAAAAUGAGACAAGAACAAGUGAUGGUAUUACUGCAAAUCACAAAGAGAAUUACAUCUACAUAUUCACCUAUAAUCUUGUAUUUUAUAGAAGAAAGCUGGCCUAUAACCCUCGUACAUCUCUGCUACGCAGGUGCCUUAAGAGUUGUUAUUCAAGUGAUCAGCUAAAUUACAAUUCUGCAUCUGACACGUCAGAGAGGUAUUUCACCCCAAAUGAACGGGACUGUAAUGGCCUCGACACUGGGGAUGAUUUAGACAACUUCCAGGACCCUGUGGAGAAAGCAGAAACAACAUCUGUUAAAUCUGACAAAUCGACCAAUACAAGUGGCAUAGCAUCCUCUUGUGUAACGGGUGACAGCCUUUCCAUAUCCAGUGGUGAUACCAUCAAUAACUUUGAAGGGGGAACUGCAGAGUGCAAGGUGCCAGUGGAUCAGGCACACAUGGAGGAAAUGUGCCUAAAGGUUGGUGAAUUAAAGAUCAGAAGAAAGUCAAGCAGCAAGGAGAGCCUCCUUGACACACACAGCAUGAAACAGAAAAGAGGCUCCACAGAAACCCUGCACACUUUCAAAGAACGAUUAGGAGAAGGAGAAGAAGACGAGACAAAGAAGAAGGUGAAAAACAUGAAGAAACUGAAGCAAGAGUGGAUAGCCCGAAGCCUAACAACUCUUGCCCCGAGAUACCAGUGUCACAGUCAGGAGUGUUCCAUUAUGUCUUGCUUGACCAACUUUACGGCUCCAGAGCUGUUGAUGGGUAACAACAAGAUCACCUGUGAGAACUGUACAAAAAUUCACAGUCAGUUACACGGAGAGGAGAGUGUUGAGCCUGUAAAGAGCAAUGCCAGCAAACAGCUCCUGAUCCUUUCACCUCCUGCUGUGUUGACUCUGCAAUUGAAACGUUUCCACCACAUGGGUUUCAAUCUCACCAAGGUCAACCGUUAUGUGAAAUUCCCACUGGUUUUGGAUAUUGCUCCAUUCACAUCAUCAAUCUCUUUGGGUUUGGGUAACAUGUCCCGAGGCCAGAAACAAGUUCUUUAUGGUCUCUACAGUGUUGUUGAACACUCUGGAAGACUCAACUCUGGCCACUAUGUUGCCUAUGUUCGCUCUAGACCUCUGGACCCCAACCGCACCAACAAGCAGUUCCUCAAUCUCAAGCCCUCUAGCCAGUUUGAGAUUAAUCACCUUGUGACAGAGAUGGCAGAAAAGAUUGAGGCUUCCUCUGGCAUGCUAGACAAUGACUUGAAAGGUUCAUCAGCAAAUACAACCUCGGUUAAUGUUGAGGAAUUGGAGGAAGAGGUGAAGGCUGGUCGCUGGUUCCAUGUCUCAGAUGCAUAUGUUGCAGAAGUAAACAUUGAACGAGUCAUGAAAGCGCAAGCGUACCUAUUAUUUUACGAACGUCUGGUCUGAGCCAAGUAGAGAAUAGAUUGUAUAUAGUGCUUCAGACUUAACUGAUAGUUUACAUUUGUAAUAACUAUUUAUUUGUACAUUUCUCAGUACUUGGUCUGUAUAACUGAAAUUCUUUUUUGAACAUGAUAUCCAUGUUCUUUUAUUUGAGAACAUAUAUGGGUUUUCAUGAUGUAGCAUCUUUAAGAAGACAUGAAAAAUAUAUUGGACAGAAUCAGAUAGCUGCAGAUCAAUUGGUAAAUGCCACAAACUUUCAGUAUCUGUAUUCCAUGUCAAUUAUUAGCUUCUUCCAUCUUGAGUUAUUUUGUUGACUGUUUUCUGCCCCAUCAUGUAGACACUACAAGUUCUCUCUCAUUGAGAUGGAUGCAUUAUUUCUCUUUGGAAUAAGCACACCAAUCACAAUAAAGUUUUCAUGUUUUCAUAAAGGUAAAAUCUAGCCCAUUCAUUGACCAAGGCCAUCACAGUAUUAUGUGGCUGUGUGUUCAUUGAAUGUUUUCAUCGACUGGAUGGAGGGGUGUGGUGGAUAAUGUACAAUUUCGAUAUAGAACAGUAGAAAAGGCACCUGUAGAAUAAGAUUAUGUAUUGUAGAUUAUGUAUGAUACAUUUUAGAGAGUUCUCCAGUUGUCAUAAUCUCAUAUUAUAAUCAGUUUUGAUUGUGCUGUUUGCAGGUACUUUGAGAUAAUGUCAUUGACAUAUUUUAGAGAUUGGUGUAUACUUCCUCUGCCAGCAUACCUGUCAAUACACUUUCAAAAUUAUAUGUAAACUUAGUUUACUGUAGAGAAAAAAAGUGAAAGCAUUGAUAUUUUUUCUAGGAUGGAGAACCAGCCAAGCUCUCUUUUUCGUGAUAGUUUCCAUUUGUAUCUAUUUUUGCCACACCUUUCAUCGCUGAAAAUUGAAAAAGAGACUGAUCAAUUUAGAUCUCCAGGAAAAUGAGAGCUUGAGGCUCAUCUGGGGGGCAGCUUUUCACAUCAUCUGUGAUAAAGUAUUCAUGUCUAGCAAUAUGUUACUGAUUUUUGUUUUCCUUAGUUUCUGGUGAAUGCCAUAUCAUUAGGUGUACAUUUUAUCCAUGGUCAUCCAGCUCCAUUUAUAUCCCAUGAAACGAGUUUGUGAGCAGUGUUUGAAUAGUUUUGAAUAUAUUUAAGCUUGUUGAUCCUGCUAUAAUCUGAUUAUCUUGAAGACUUGAACUUUUUUUUUCUCUCUUCUUUUUAUACACAUUUGAUAAACUAUACACAAGAAUGACUGAAUGGGAAGUAUUGUGUUUGUAAUGUUGUUGGAGAUAUUGACUUCUUUAUGGGAAUAUGUUGAUGGAAAGCAGUGGUGCCCCUGAUAGAAGGUAUGUGAAGCUCUUAAUAUCAGGACAAAUUACUUUCAACCAUAUUUUGUCAUGUAAAUGCCACAGGUAUGUCUUUAUUCUCUUAUUAAAAAAAUCAAUAAGAUA
Molecule: messenger RNA, 5074 nt
Organism: Penaeus indicus
Lineage: Eukaryota; Metazoa; Arthropoda; Malacostraca; Decapoda; Penaeidae
Gene: Usp16-45
Product: ubiquitin carboxyl-terminal hydrolase 16-like
Exons: 20
Coding region: 34-3639 (1201 amino acids)
Biological process (GO): protein deubiquitination
Molecular function (GO): zinc ion binding; cysteine-type deubiquitinase activity
Source: RefSeq, a predicted model, not a curated record